UCCCCGAGAAACAGUCCCAACAACCAGGAAGUCCCCUCUACAAUUUCCCUACAUCAUGACAUCACUUUAAAGGGCAAACGACCAAACCCGGCACCCACAACUCACUUUCCUCGCCAAAGUUCUUUUCCCCUCUCCUCCCCAUCUCCACAGCACCGCUCAUGGCUCCUCCCAAGAGUACUGAACCACCACUAUCGCCAACUCAUUGCUAUGCUCAAAUACCAUGUCAGCAUGAAGAAGGGUGUGUUGUGUUACCUUUUUACCGCCACCCCACCACUCCGUUCUGCCGCCGAUGGCCAAUGAUAACUACCGUGUUCCUUCUCCUCCUCCUCCUUUCAGCACUUGUCUAUGUUUUUUGGCCGUCCGAUCCCAUGAUCAAGGUCGUAGGACUGCGCCUAGACAAGAUACGCGUACACACCUUGCCCAUAAUUAAUAUUGAUCUAUCUUUGUACGUUACUUUAAGAGUACGCAACGUCGAUGUGUAUUCCAUGGAUUUUAGUAGCCUUGAUGUUGCUGUAAAGUACAAAGGGAAGAGACUGGGUCACGUGAGAUCCGGUCAUGGACACGUGAGGGCACUAGGAUCAUCCUACGUGGAUGCUGAAAUAGAUUUAAGGGGGAUCAGUGCUUUGUCCGACGUGGUGUCCUUGCUUGAGGACCUGGGUAGGGGUACGGUCCCGUUUGAUACUGUCACCGAGGUUUCUGGCAAGCUUGGUUUGUUGUUCUUCGGGUUCCCUUUGAAGGCAAAAUUGUCCUGUGAAGUUCUGGUAAAUACACACAAUCAGACAAUUGUUCGUCAAACUUGUUACCCUGAGGGCUUGCGGGCGCCGCGGCUGCAGCAUAAGCUAAAAGAUUCGUUGGGUGCGCUUUUAAGACUCUUCAUGCACAGGAAAGCUAGAGCAAGUGGAAUUUUAAGCACAAACCAGAUGUGAUAACUAUUAUCAUGCACUGUUUCUCUCUUGCCAGUAUGUAUAUUUACCUUGAGAAUCAUUCAUUGGGCGACAUAAUAUAUGUAUAUACUAGAUA
This is a messenger RNA of Populus euphratica (Euphrates poplar), 1020 nucleotides long. RefSeq lists its product as uncharacterized. The transcript has 3 exons. Bases 159 to 926 code for a protein of 255 amino acids. NCBI's taxonomy places the organism in Eukaryota, Viridiplantae, Streptophyta, Magnoliopsida, Malpighiales, Salicaceae. The record is from RefSeq and is a predicted model, not a curated record. Gene Ontology annotation, biological process: defense response to other organism.